Messenger RNA from Corticium candelabrum, 1083 nucleotides. RefSeq lists its product as uncharacterized. Gene Ontology annotation, biological process: peptidyl-tyrosine sulfation. NCBI's taxonomy places the organism in Eukaryota, Metazoa, Porifera, Homoscleromorpha, Homosclerophorida, Plakinidae. Bases 13 to 1065 code for a protein of 350 amino acids. The transcript is spliced from 5 exons. Gene Ontology annotation, molecular function: protein-tyrosine sulfotransferase activity. Gene Ontology annotation, cellular component: Golgi apparatus. The record is from RefSeq and is a predicted model, not a curated record.
UAACAUAUUGUCAUGUCACGAACUUUGCGUGUACGUAUUUUGGUUUUAUCAUCUUUUUUCUCGCUGCUUGUCUUCUUGUUAUACUCAGCAUUCGUUACUAAAUGGAAGUCGUAUGCAUCGCCAACUAGUGAAGAUGCUAGAAUUGAUCUUAACGCUCUUGUUUCGUAUGCUCGAUCAAACAACAAAGAACAAGACAAGGCAAUGGAACCUCCUGAUUUCAGCAGUGUGAAAACGUUGCUUCUCUUUAUUGGGUAUCCACGCAGUGGUCAUACCCUUGUGGGCUGUCUUCUUGAUGCUCAUCCGCAUGUCAUGCUAACAAAUGAAUAUGAUCUGAUAUACAAGUGGUCAACAUUUAGUGACUGGCAGAAGAGAAAGGAAUUUGUGUUUGAUGAAUUGUACAGAAAUGCUGUGGGAUUUGAUCUCAAAGUUAGGGAACGGAGUUCUCAUGUGGAAUUGAAAGAUGGUCAAUCUUCAGUGUCAAAAGCAUUUAAUUAUUCAGUGCCACAUCAAUGGAAUGGACGAUAUGAUGAAUACGUUCAGGUGAUUGGUGACAAGAAAGGUGGAAACACGUCAAGAACAUUUGCUGAUGUUAAGAGUAGAGAUCGCCUUAGAGAUAUCACGACAGUUGUGGGUGUGCCAGUUCGUUUUUUGCAUGUCAUUCGUAAUCCUUUUGACAACAUUGCAACCAUGGCAAUUCGAUCUGAGGCAAACAGACAAUUCAUAUCAGAUGGAAAGGUUUUGAACAACAAACAAGCUCUUACGAAGAACAUAAUAAAGUAUUUCAUUCGAGUCAAGGUGAACAGAGAGCUCCGUUUCACCCUCAAUGUACUGGAUGUUCACAGCGCUGACAUGAUUAAGGAUCCCAAGAGUAAUUUGUUAAGAAUUUGUAAGUUUUUACAAAUUGAGUGUGAUGACAAAUAUUUACAAGAUUGUGCAAGCAUUGUCUUCAAGAGUCCAUCAAAAACACGAAACAAUGUGGUGUGGACAAGUGACAUCAAGCACCAAAUUUACUCAGAGAUGAGAAAGUACAGCUUUUUCGAUCGAUAUAAUUUUACAAGUGACUAAGUUUGAAGUAGAGCAUUG